This is a messenger RNA of Alternaria atra, 1464 nucleotides long. RefSeq lists its product as uncharacterized. The coding region runs from base 1 to 1464 and encodes 487 amino acids. NCBI's taxonomy places the organism in Eukaryota, Fungi, Ascomycota, Dothideomycetes, Pleosporales, Pleosporaceae. The record is from RefSeq and is a predicted model, not a curated record. Gene Ontology annotation, biological process: pseudouridine synthesis. Gene Ontology annotation, molecular function: RNA binding; pseudouridine synthase activity. The transcript has a single exon.
AUGGCCCUAGUGCCUUCUCCCCCGCGCGACAAAUAUCCGCCCCUGCCAGACGACAAAUUUCCCUGGAAGGAGCCCCCAGCCGUCGCAAUCACGCCCUGCGACCCAUGGCCACCGCCAUACUACCUCGAAGAUGGCCUACGCAAAGUAAAACCCUAUCACUUCACAUACAACACAUUCUGCAAGGAAAGAUGGCGGGGAAGAGAAAUUCUCGACAUUUUCGCUAGCGAGUUCCGCGACCGGCCAGCCGAGUACUACAAGCAGGCCAUAAUAGAGGGGCGCGUGGUUCUCAAUGGACAGCCAGUACCGAGCACCAAGACCAUAGUGAAGAAUGGCGAUGUCAUUUCGCAUACCCUCCACCGACACGAGCCUCCGUGUACCGCCCAACCCAUCGGUAUCGUCCACGAGGAUGACAACAUGAUCGUCAUCAACAAGCCCGCGGGCAUGCCAGUACAUCCCGCCGGUCGCUACAACUUCAACUCUAUCAUCGAGAUUAUGAGGGCAGACCGUGGAUAUGGCUGGAACCCGUUGCCGUGCAACCGGCUGGAUAGGUUAACUAGUGGUAUCAUGUUCAUUGGCAAGCACAAGCAGGCAGCAGAGGAAUUGAGUGCACAGAUCAGGGGGAGGACGGUCAAGAAGGAGUACAUCACGCGAGUCGUGGGUGAGUUCCCAGAAGGAGAGAUUCUCUGUGAAAAGCCUAUUCUGCAGAUUAGUCCGAAGCUCGGCCUGAACCGUGUGCGUGCAAACGGCAAGGAAGCAAAGACGGUCUUCAAGAGGCUGGCAUACUACCCACCAAAAGACGAUGGAAAUACAAGCCAAGGGAAAGACGGAGAUGCAGGCCCCAAUGGCCAGCCAUGGAAGAAGCUCCGCGGCUACUCCAUCGUGCGUUGCAUGCCAGUAACAGGCCGCACCCACCAACUGCGCGUCCAUCUCCAGUUCCUCGGCCAUCCCAUAUCAAACGACCCCAUAUACGCCAACCAGCGCGUUUUUGGCCCCGCCCUCGGCCGCGGUCAAUCCGAAGACGAAGACGACGAAGAUAUCAUGUCUCGCCUCUCGCGCAUGGGCAAGGAGGAAGUUGCAGACGCAGUCGCAUACCACGACGAGAUGGUCGAUGCCUACAACAAGCGGAAAGCCGAACGUAUGACGGGAGAAAAAUGCGAGGUUUGCGAUACCGACUUGUAUAGCGACCCAGGUGUGCAUGAGUUGGGUAUCUAUCUGCAUGCACGCAGAUACAGGUGUGAAGAAGGGAAGUGGGACUAUGAGACUGGCUUGCCCGACUGGGCAUUGCCGCCACCUGGAUAUGAAGGGCCUACUGAAAGUACGGAGGAGUCUGAUCCGUUGGCUGUGGAUCUGAAAAAGCUGGGUUUGGAGGACCAACCAAACACAGAGGCACAUAUGAACGGCUCCAAGGAGGCAAAUCCAGCAGCUGUAUCAGAGGAACCGACUACUGCCAAUGCGACCGUUUGA